AUGGCUACCAAUUCGCUUCCAAAGGGCACAGAGGAGCGGGUGGAAGAUCUCGACAUACAUGAGGACGCGCUGAAGUCCAGCGAGAUCGCCCAAGAUGCGGUGGCCAAAGGUCAGGCCACUACGGGCUACGAACAGCUCACCAUCCUGGAGAGCAUCGUCAUGUUUCGGCGUACCAUUUUCUUUUGCACGCUGGCAGCAUUCAGUGCAGCCGCCGACGGUUAUCAGAUUGGGAUUAACGCAAGUAUCGUCGCCAACAAAGGCUUCGUCCGGCAGUUUGCCACCAAGACAUCCGACGCCGGUGUUCUCUAUCUUGAAUCCCCCAUCCUCAGCGCUUGGGGUUCCAUCAUGUCCGUCGGGCAGAUCAUUGGCACGUCGACAAUCCCCUUCAUCUCGCACCGGUGGGGACGAAAGGCGGCCAUGUGGUGGCUUUGGCUCUUUGCAUGCGCCAGCGUCUUGGCCGAGUCGUUCGCACGGAAGUGGCCGGUCUGGUUGGUUGCCAAGCUGCUUGCUGGAUAUGCCGUCGGAUGCCUCCAGGCCACUCUCCCGCCCUAUAUCUCCGAGCUUGCGCCUAUUCGCAUUCGAGGCGGCCUCCUCAUGUCUUACCAGUUCUGGUGGGCUCUUGGGUCCUUCUCUGCCCAGAUAGCGCUCAGGACUGUCAACGCAGAUUAUCCUUACAAGUGGCUUGUUCCUAUCUACACUCAAUGGGGCCACGUUGCAAUCAUGUUCAUCGUCUACUGUAUUCUUCCUGAAUCGCCCGUGUGGUGUGCCACGCGCGGCUUAGAGGAGAAGUCUAAGCGUAUCUUCAGCAUGCUUCAUCGAAAUAUAGAGGGCUACGAUGUGGACCGUCAGUACAACCUCGUCAUCAUGACGGUUGAGCAUGAACGCGAAGUGGCAGUUCAGCAACGUCGAGAGCAGUGGUGGUCCAUAUUCCGAGGGACUGACGGUCUACGAACCACCAUCGCCUUCUGGCCAGGUCUUGCACAGCAGUGCAUCGGCCUGAAGCUAUUUGGAACCUUUGGCACCUAUUUCUUCCAACAGGCUGGAGUCUCUCAGCCCUUCACAGUCAAGUGCAUCACAUCAUCUAUCCAGAUUGCCACCGUCCUUGGCAAUAUUGCCCUCGUGGAGAAUUUCGGUCGAAGGCCUCUGGCUUGCUGGGCAGUCACUUUGUCAUGGGUUGCCUGCUGUGUUGUUGGAAUACUUGGUGUAGUACCAGAUAACAAAGCCAAGACUUAUGUUUUCGUCUUGUUCGCCUGCUUUUGGAAUAUCGGCAUGAUGACUUGCGGCACCGCAGCCUCCGCUUUCAAUGGCGAGAUCUCCUCGCAACGCCUGAGGCCUUACACUGCAGCCUUCGCCGUGGGUAUCACAUGCGUACUCGGUGUCAUCAUGGACGUCCUAGUGCCCUACAUGGUGAACGCGCAUAUGUGGAACUGGGGCUUGAAGACUGGUUGGUUCUACGCCGGCAUUGGCUUCCCUGCCAUGAUAGGCAUGUGGUUCUUUAUUCCUGAGACCAAGUCACGAUCUACCGCCGAACUUGAUGAAUUGUUCGAGAGAAAGAUCAAGCCUUGGAGGUUCGCCAAGACUGAGACUGCUACCGAACGCCUAAUUAAGAGCGAGGAGUCGCCAACACGUCUAUGA
Molecule: messenger RNA, 1635 nt
Organism: Penicillium canescens
Lineage: Eukaryota; Fungi; Ascomycota; Eurotiomycetes; Eurotiales; Aspergillaceae
Exons: 4
Coding region: 1-1635 (544 amino acids)
Biological process (GO): transmembrane transport; carbohydrate transport
Cellular component (GO): membrane
Molecular function (GO): carbohydrate:proton symporter activity
Source: RefSeq, a predicted model, not a curated record